Messenger RNA from Nematostella vectensis (starlet sea anemone), 549 nucleotides. RefSeq lists its product as uncharacterized. Gene Ontology annotation, molecular function: nucleic acid binding. Lineage: Eukaryota; Metazoa; Cnidaria; Anthozoa; Actiniaria; Edwardsiidae. Gene Ontology annotation, biological process: DNA integration. The transcript has a single exon. The coding region runs from base 1 to 549 and encodes 182 amino acids. The record is from RefSeq and is a predicted model, not a curated record.
AUGGCCGAUGCAUCCAAAACAGGUUCCCGAAAAAAAAUACGAGAGUAUUUUGGAAUUCGUAACGAACUAUCAGAAGUCAAUGGCAAGCUCGUGUUUGGAAGUCGUAUUGUGAUCCCAGAAUCGAUGCGCGGUUACGUCUUGGACAGAAUCCAUGAUGGACACCAGGGUGUAACAAAGUGCCGCGAGAGAGAACGUCUCUCCGUCUGGUGGCCUGGUUUAAGCAGAGGUAUCGCACAGAAGGUUGCGUCAUGUGAAUUCUGUUUAGUCAACCAGCCUACGCAGAGGAAAGAACCUCUAAGAACCACACCCCUACCAGAUAGACCAUGGCAGAUGAUUGCAGCAGAUCUUGCAAUGUCGGAUGGUCAAGAUUAUUUUAUCGUCACAGACUACUAUUCAAGGUAUAUUGAAAUCGCACACACUACAAAGUCACCUCAUACUACCUCCAAACGAGUGAUUGGUGAACUUAAGAACAUGUUUGCGAGAUGGGGAAUACCCGAACUAGUAAAGAGUGAUGGGGGACCUCAGUUCACAUCUAAGGAGUUCGAGUAG